Molecule: messenger RNA, 237 nt
Organism: Protopolystoma xenopodis
Lineage: Eukaryota; Metazoa; Platyhelminthes; Monogenea; Polystomatidea; Polystomatidae
Source: the annotation of a GenBank genome assembly
CAACCGAUACUGACGGACAUGACUGCAACUGAUUUGACCUUUAUCGACGAAGUUGAGAGUCUGCUGCGUCCGAUCGCAGAUCCGGCAUAUAGAUCUUUGACCCUGGAAACUAUCAUGGUUAUCGCCGUUAUCCUACAACGCAAUCAGGAGCUUGCAUUCACCGACACUGUUGAUAUCAAGCUGGUUAUUCAAGACGCCUUAGUCGAUUUCAGACGGGACCUAAAACACGAACGGUAG